CUGAAAUCUAGAGCCGUCGACAUUUUAUUUCCGACAGCAAAAUUUGCGAAGUCAAAUCGCGUAAUCUCUAGUUCAGUUUUGUUCCGUUUCGAAAUCUCAAUUCCGUGUAGGAGAUCUCCAUAAACCCUAACCCCCUCAAGGUGCAGCCAAAAUCCGAUUGUGUUUUCUCUAUUCAAAAAAGAAAUUUCAUGGUUUUCUAAAGAGAUGAGAGGAUCUGCACUACUUGAUUUGAUUCUGUUCCUGCUCGUAUCUCCAUUAGCACACAGCUUCAAAGGAUCUGAAAUCUCCAAAUUCUAUGACAAAUCCAUUUCCAAUCAAAUCUCUCAGCCCGAUCGAGAAUCUGGUUAUGUAUUGGUUUCUACGGUAGAUGGAUCGAUAUCUUUGGUGGAUAUGUCCUCUCAGAAGCUGGAUUGGACAUUUCAUACCAAUGAGCCGAUAUAUUCGUCUUACCAAGCUCCUCAUUAUCAUUAUACCACUGAUGAGGAACGUGCCUCGGCGCUUGGUGAUGACUUUUUCAUGGAUUGUGAUAAGGAUUGGCGUCUUUUCAAUUCCUCUAUGCGGAAAGGAAAACGCGUAAAUGAGAUAGUGGAUGCUUCGGAGUUCAUUGGAACAUUGCCAUAUACAUCGACGGAUAGGAUUGUUUUGGGGAAAAAGGACACAUCUGUAUUUCUCUUGGAUUGGAAGACUGGGAAGUUAGUUAAGAGGUAUAGAAUGGACGAGCUAUAUUCUAAUACAGUUGUUGAAAAUGAUAAAGAGAAGGCUAUUGUUUUGUCUAAAGAAGCUCCGAUACUAUUUGGAUCGGGGUUUAAGGAAUCGGAAGAUCUUCCUGAGCUUGUUUACAUUGAGAGAAAAGAUUUUAAAAUCCAAUGUAUAUCAAAGUUUGGAGAUGUUUUGUGGAGUGUUUCUUAUGCUAAGAUGGAAGCUAAACUACAAAAUCAUGAGAGCGUACACCUCAUGGGUGGGUUAUCAUCAUCAGAUGGUAUUCCUAUUAGAACUUCUUGGGGCAAAAACCAUUUACCGCUAUCCUAUACGACAAGUGUUCCUGUGGUACAGUUACGUAAUGUUAACUAUGAAACACUGUUUCCGAGACUUGGUUUUCUAGACGAGGCGUUGUAUCUUCCAUUUCAAGAUAGAAAACCUAAUCGGUUGGCUCCUGGAGAUGGGAAACACUUGGCACUUCCGAGCAAUAAAGAGGCUGAAGAAGUCCUCUCCCUUCCUCUGCCUGAGACUGUAAUAUCUCAGAUCACAGAUAUUAUUGAUGGAAGCACUACACAGGCAGGCUUUGCUAGCAAAUUUUCUGGUUUGAUUGUUCUACUUUUCGGCUUUUGUGUUACUAUGCUUUCUGUUUGCGGCAUUUUCUUUUGCCGAUUAAGACAGGGCAUGUGGAUCAAGGAUCCUUAUGUAUCGGAAGUGCCAAUCGCGAUACCAAAGAAGAAAAAGUCCAAGAAAAAUGGGACUCACAAGAAAGAGAACGGGCUUAUAUCUGGAGGGAACAAAGAUCCCUCUAAUGAAGAGAAUGAUAAGAGAUUACUUACUGCUUUCCCUGGCCUCAAUAAUAAUAGUUCAGCAGAAGGAUAUAGGGUUGGUAAACUGUUUGUCUCCAACAAGGAGAUUGCUAAAGGGAGCAAUGGAACUGUUGUGCUUGAGGGAUCCUAUGAAGGUCGUCUUGUAGCGGUUAAGCGUCUAGUUCAAUCACAUCAUGAUGUGGCUCAGAAGGAGAUUUUGAAUCUCAUGGCCUCGGACAAACAUCCUAAUAUUGUCCGCUGGUACGGGGUUGACCAGGACGAACAUUUUAUCUAUAUUUCAUUGGAACGGUGUGCUUGUAGCUUAAACGAUCUCAUCUAUGCAUCCUCUGCACUGCUUGAGAGUCCAGUGGCUUCAAGUAGUAUACAACCGAUUCAGAGAAACCCAAUCUUUGAAAAUGGCAAGGGAGUUGAGCUAUGGAAGGAAAACGGACAUCCGUCUCCUGUUUUGUUGAAGUUAAUGAGUGAUAUAGUUGCUGGUCUAGUUCAUUUGCAUGAUAUUGGAAUCGUACAUCGAGAUCUCAAGCCUCAAAAUGUGUUGAUUGUUAAGAACUCAUCUGUAUGUGCAAAGCUGUCAGAUAUGGGCAUUAGCAAGCGCUUGCCAGCCGACACAAGUGCCUUGACUAGAAACUCAACUGGUUCUGGAAGUUCUGGGUGGCAAGCACCUGAACAACUCCGCAAUGAACGACAAACAAGAGCUGUUGAUCUCUUCAGUUUAGGGUGUGUUCUAUUUUUCUGUAUGACUGCAGGUAAACAUCCUUACGGAGACAAUUAUGAGAGGGACGUAAACGUUUUGAAUGAUCGAAAGGAUCUUUUCUUGAUCGAGAGUCUUCCAGAAGCUGUUCAUCUUCUCUCUGGUCUCCUGAACCCGGAUCCAAAUUUGAGACCGAGAGCACAAGAAGUUCUGCAUCAUCCAUUGUUCUGGAACUCUGACAUGAGACUGUCUUUCCUCCGGGAUGCAAGUGAUAGAGUCGAAUUGGAAAACCGAGAGGAAGGCUCACAGCUCUUGGCUGCACUUGAAAGCACAGCAGCGGUUACAUUAAACGGGCGGUGGGAUGAGAAACUGGAUAGCAUAUUCCUAGACAAUAUCGGGCGUUACAGGCGGUACAAGUUUGACAGCAUCCGCGAUUUGUUACGGGUCAUAAGGAACAAACUGAAUCACUAUAGAGAGCUUCCAAAAGAAUUACAGGAACUACUUGGGAGUGUACCAGAAGGGUUUGAGAGGUACUUCUCAAGCAGGUUCCCGAAACUGUUGAUUCAGGUUUAUACAGUUUUAUUCGAUUACUGUAACAAUGAAGAGUUCUUUUUCAAGUACUCUAAGACCACUGUAUUCUAGGAUUCUUUUCUUCUGUUGACUCUCUCUGUAUAAUAGGGAUUUACUUAAUAAAGUGCUACAUAUAAUUGUGGUGAUUCUCACA
This is a messenger RNA of Arabidopsis lyrata subsp. lyrata, 2941 nucleotides long. Its product is annotated as serine/threonine-protein kinase/endoribonuclease IRE1b. NCBI's taxonomy places the organism in Eukaryota, Viridiplantae, Streptophyta, Magnoliopsida, Brassicales, Brassicaceae. The record is from RefSeq and is a predicted model, not a curated record. Gene Ontology annotation, biological process: mRNA processing; IRE1-mediated unfolded protein response; protein phosphorylation. Gene Ontology annotation, cellular component: IRE1-TRAF2-ASK1 complex. Gene Ontology annotation, molecular function: protein serine/threonine kinase activity; RNA endonuclease activity; ATP binding.